AUUGACCAAGAGGAAGCACGUUUGGUGAUGACACAAUCUUGUUGCUGUAGUCAUUCAUCGAAGGGAAACUCCCACAGGAAAAGGCAUAAAGCUGCCCGGGGAAGGCUAAGGAACUGCUCAGUGCUGCUCAAACACUGAGGCAGAGUCACAACAGAGCUAAACAUGAGCACCAGCCAAGGCCCUUUGCAGUUCUUUCCUGGGUCCCUCAGGGGUAGCUCAGGGUGUGGGUUGGCCCCGCCAGGACCUUCCUACAGAGCCGCGGGUGCAGACGCUGGUGCCAGCAGCACCCAUCCGUUCUCCUCUGCCAGACCCCUCUGGCUGCCUGCUGGAGGAGGGGCAGCCUGGGCAGGCUUCGGCGAGCAGCAUGGGGAAAGCAUCUUCCUGGGUGGGAAUGAGAAGCAGACCAUGCAGAACCUGAAUGACCGUUUGGCUGCCUACCUGGACAAGGUCCGUGCCCUGGAAGCAGCCAACGCUCAGCUGGAGAGCUGCAUCCUAGAGUGGCACAAGACAAAGUCCCACGGCAAGAGGCAGGACUUCAGCCAGUACGAGCAGCACGUCACUGACAUGCAAAGACAGAUUGAGGACAGCAAAAUCACCAACGCCAGCAUCCUGCUGCAGAUCGACAACGCCAGCAUGGCCUCGGAAGACUUCAGGCUCAAGUACGAGGCAGAGCGAGCUCGCAGGCAGGGGGUGCAGCUGGACGUGGAGAACCUGCGCAAGGAGCUGGAUGGGCUGACCAUAGUGACCACAGACCUGGAGAUGGAGAUCGAGGGCCUGAGAGAAGAGCACAUCCUGAGGAGGAAAGACCACGAGGAGGACAUGGAAGCAAAUCGCUCACCACAGGACCUCAGAGUGGAUGUCAGGGUGAAAGCUGCACCCCCUGAGGACCUGGCCAAGAUUCUGGCUGCAAUAAGGGAAGAUUACGAAGCCAUCAUCGAGCAGAAUCGGCAGAGCCUGGACAGCUGGUACAGAGAGCAGAGCUCAGCCACGACCCUGGCAGCAAGCCCUAACCCAGAGCAGAUGCAGCACAAUGAGCAGGAGAUCAAGGAGCUGAAGCGCACCUGGCAGGCGCUGGACAUCGAGCUGCAGGCACAGCUCAGCAAGAAGCAGAUGCUGGAGGACAGCUUGGCCGCCACACGCAGCUCCUACGCCGCUGCGCUGCAGGACAUGCAGCGAAUCAUCUCCAGGUGUGAGGAGGAGCUGGGGCAGCUCCGCCACGACAUCAAGCAGCAGAACAACCAGUACAAGGUCCUGCUGGGCAUCAAAAUCAGGCUGGAGAAGGAGAUUUCCACCUACCGCCUGCUGCUGGAGGGGAAGGCUGAUGGGAUAGCAAGAAAAUCUGAAUCAAAAGCUAAAGGGCCUGCUGGGCUGCCCAACAGGAAGAUCAAAGCCAUUGUCCAUGACAGUGUGGACGGGCAGGUGGUGGCCUCCACCAUCAAUGAGCUCCACCAGCAGGCUUGAGGCACAGACUGCUGCUGGCUACUGGGCUGUGCUGAGCUCCGAGACCCUCCUGUGCAACUCCCUGCUGUAAGACAGGAUGCUGGAGUCAGCUCUCUCCUCAAUGAUUCACAGCCCAGCACUGAGAAGUGCCUGGCAGAGCUGGGUGCAGCUCGUACUGGUAGGUUCAAGGGCUGGUAGCCAUCAGAGUGGCAGAGAGAAGCUGCUGGCUGAAGGUGGCUGGAGGAGCAGGGCAGACAUGUCCUGUGCACACCCCCUGGGGCAUGGAUCUCUGCCUGUGGCUCGCUCACAGCUCUGCACAUUAACUCUCAUUUAAGGGGAAUAACCUCUCAGCUUUUCUCCUGGCCUUGUGUAUCCCAUCACAGACCUCACUGCAGCCAAUAAAUCCUUUUCCAUCACCUUUGCUGGUC
Messenger RNA from Pogoniulus pusillus (Red-fronted tinkerbird), 1868 nucleotides. RefSeq names its product keratin 23 (gene KRT23). Gene Ontology annotation, cellular component: cytoskeleton. Gene Ontology annotation, molecular function: structural molecule activity. The record is from RefSeq and is a predicted model, not a curated record. Lineage: Eukaryota; Metazoa; Chordata; Aves; Piciformes; Lybiidae. The transcript has 8 exons. The coding region runs from base 163 to 1461 and encodes 432 amino acids.